AUGCAAACCAUGACUUUUGCAAUCAAAGAGAUCAACCAGCGCAGUGACCUCCUGCCACAGCUCAAGCUUGGUUUCCACAUCCGUGACAGCUGUGAUGACAUACCUGUGUCUCUGAGAGCAUCUUUGCUGUUGGUGAAUGGACAGCCAGAGACAGGCACUAGAGUUGAGAGUGGGAACAGAGACAAAGGUCUCAGAAGAAACAGUAGUUCUAAUUUAGGCUGUGCUGCUGUACAAAGUACUGUGUCCCCAGUAAUCAUAGGAGAUGCCGCUUCUGGGGUGUCGAUGGCCUUGCUAAGAAGCCUGGGUUCUUUCCAUAUCCCCCUGGUGAGCUAUUUUGCGUCUUGCAGCUGUCUGAGUAACCAAAGGGAGUUCCCCACAUUCAUGCGCACCAUGCCCAGUGAUGCCUUUCAGAUCAAAGCCCUGGCCCAGCUGGUGAGCUAUUUUGGCUGGACCUGGGUGGGAGUCAUUGGCGUGGAGACUGAUUAUGCUCGCUUUGCCAUCCAGCUUUUCCUGCAAGAGUCAGUGCAGUAUGGUGUGUGUACUGCCUUCACUCACUUCUACCCUGUAGUACUGAGUCAGCAGGCUCUAGAUAAGCUUCUGGAUGUUAUUCAGAUGUCUUCUUCAAAGGUCAUCAUUAACUUCAGUAGUGAGUCAGAGAUGGAAGUCAUUCUAAGAGAGAUCCGACGCUGGAAUAUAACCGGCCUGCAGUGGAUUGCCAGUGAAGCUUGGGCCACUGCCAAAUCUCUCUGGGAAAAUUUUGGAGAUCUGCUGACAGGAACACUAGGAUUUGCCAUCCGCAGAGCUGAUGUGAUUCCAGGGCUCAAACAACACCUCGCUGGACUUAGACCAUCCAAUAUUCAUGAAUCAGCUUUCUUGACAGAAUUUUGGGAAGAGCUCUUUAACUGCCGAUUGAACGGGUCAAUGAAUGACCACUCACAUGGAGGUGACAACUACCUCGACAGAGAACUGUGUAACGGGACAGAGAAUUUAAAUGAUGUUUACUCUCCUUAUUCUGAUGUGACACAGCUAAGAGUGUCCUAUAAUGUCUACAAGGCUGUGUAUGUGGUGGCCCAUGCCUUGCAGGAUAUGAGUAACUGCCUAAUUGGACAGGGGCCUUUCCUUAAUGGUGCCUGUGCAGAUCCGAAGACUGUUAAACCUUGGCAGCUAAUGCACUACAUGAAGCAUGUUAAUUUUUCUGCACUGGGUGAGAAAGUAAACUUUGAUCAAAAUGGUGACCCCAUUGCUUAUUAUGAUCUCUUAAACUGGCAAAGGAGGCCCGAUGGAUCACUACAUUUGGUAAAAGUAGGUUUCUAUGACGCCUCCUCAUCUGGACGCAGCCUGCUCAUAAAUGACUCAUGGCUGAAUUUUGCCUCUCAGGCUUCCCGGUCUGUAUGCAGCGACAGUUGUCCUCCAGGUUACCGCAUCGCCAGGAGAAAGGGGGAGCCUAUCUGCUGUUUUGACUGUGUCCCCUGUGCUGAGGGCGAAGUUAGUAAUGAGACUGAUUCUUUAGAGUGCUCACGCUGCUCAGAGGACACAUGGCCCAGUAAAGUCAGAGAUCACUGCAUCCCAAAGACUAUUGAGUUCCUGUCCUACUUUGAGUUGAUGGGUAUUGUGCUGUGUGUUGUAUCUGUUGUUGGAGCAUGUAUUUCUCUCUCCGUCCUUGCCAUAUUCUUCACAUACAAAGACACUCCACUGGUUCGGGCCAACAACAUGGAAUUGAGCUUCCUACUCUUGGUGUUUCUUGCUGUCUGUUUCCUUGUUGGUCUGCUGUUCAUUGGAGAGCCUUCAGACUGGCUUUGCAGUAUCAGGUACCCUGCAUUUGGGAUCAGUUUUGCCCUCUGCAUUUCAUGCCUGCUGGCCAAGACAGCAGUGGUCCUUGUGGCUUUUAGGUCCACACUGCCAGGGAGUAAUGUCAUGAAGUGGUUUGGACCCAAACAGCAGAGAGCCAGUGUGCUUUUAGGAACAGCUGUUCAGGUAAUAAUCUGUCUGAUCUGGCUGCUCACCAGUCCACCUCAUGCCAACAACAACACAGAUUACAGUGCUUCCAUCAUCACUGAGUGUGUUACUGGUUCAGAGGUUGGCUUCUGGUGUGUUCUUGGAUACAUUGGCAUUUUGGCCUGCAUGUGCUUCCUAAUGGCAUUUUUGGCGAGGAAGCUACCUGACAAUUUUAACGAGGCAAAGUUCAUUACCUUCAGCAUGCUGAUAUUCUUUGCAGUGUGGAUUACCUUUAUUCCAGUUUAUGUGAGCACAGCUGGGAAAUACACAGUGGCUGUUCAUAUUUUUGCUAUUUUAGCCUCAGCUUAUGGUCUCCUUUUUUGCAUUUUUGCUCCAAAGUGCUACAUCAUUAUUCUGAAACCAGAAAAAAACAACAAGAAAAACAUGAUUCCUGGACCAGCCAUGGUGGUGCCAGAGCUUCUCAUAUUCCUUGGUCUCUUCUGGGUCAAACCUGGCUCAGCUGCUGCUCUGGAUAACUGUGUUUUCUUGGGGGAAGAGGAGAAAAACAGUCUGUAUGAAGAUGGAGAUGUAGUUAUAGGAGGCUUAUUCCCUCUACACUACAGCCCUGUGUCUUCUCUUCAAACAUACACAACAAAACCAACACCUAACUCGUAUAAUUUCAGUUCUCGUGCUCUGCGCUGGAUGCAGACCAUGACAUUUGCAAUCAAAGAGAUCAACCAGCGCAGUGACCUCUUGCCACAGCUCAAGCUGGGUUUCCAUAUCUGUGACAGCAGUAGUGACAUACCUGUCUCACUGAGAGCAUCUUUGCUGUUGGUGAACGGACAGCCAGAGACAGGCACUAGAGUGAACAGAGACAAAGGUCUCAGAAGAAACAGUAGUUCUAAUUUAGGCUGUGCUGCUACACAAAAUACUGUGUCCCCAGUAAUCAUAGGAGAUGCUACUUCUGGGGUGUCGAUGGCCUUGCUAAGAAGCCUGGGUUCUUUCCAUAUCCCCCUGGUGAGCUAUUUUGCAUCUUGCAGCUGUCUGAGUAACCAAAGGGAGUUCCCAUUCAUGCGCACCAUGCCCAGUGAUGCCUUUCAGAUCAAAGCCCUGGCCCAGCUGGUGAGCUAUUUUGGCUGGACCUGGGUGGGAGUCAUUGGCAUAGAGUCUGAUUAUGCUCGCUUUGCCAUCCAGUUUUUCCUGCAAGAGUCAGUGCAGUAUGGUGUGUGUGCUGCCUUCACUCACUUCUACCCUGUAGUAUUGAGUCAGCAGGCUCUAGAUAAGCUUCUGGAUGUUAUUCAGAUGUCUUCUUCAAAGGUCAUCAUUAACUUCAGUAGUGCGUUAGAGAUGGAGGUCAUUCUGAGAGAGAUCCGAUGUCGUAACAUUACUGGCCUGCAAUGGAUCGCCAGUGAGGCAUGGGCCACUUCCAGUUCUCUCUGGGAAAAUUUUGGAGAUCUGCUGACAGGAACACUAGGAUUUGCCAUUCGCAGAGCUGAUGUGAUUCCAGGGCUCAAACAACACCUCGCUGGACUUAGACCAUCCAAUAUUCAUGAAUCAGCUAUCUUGACAGAAUUUUGGGAAGAGCUGUUUAACUGCCGAUUGAACGGGUCAAUGAAUGACCACUCACAUGGAGGUGACAACUACCUCGACAGAUUGCCAUGUAAAGGGACAGAGAAUUUAAAUGAUGUUUACUCUCCUUAUUCUGAUGUGACACAGCUAAGAGUGUCCUAUAAUGUCUACAAGGCUGUGUAUGUGGUGGCCCAUGCCUUGCAGGAUAUGAGUAACUGCCUAAUUGGACAGGGGCCUUUCCUUAAUGGUGCCUGUGCAGAUCCGAAAACUGUUAAACCUUGGCAGCUAAUGCACUACAUGAAGCAUGUUAAUUUUUCUGUACUGAGUGAGAAAGUAAACUUUGAUCAAAACGGUGACCCCAUUGCUUAUUAUGAUCUCUUAAACUGGCAAAGGAGGCCCGAUGGAUCACUACAUUUGGUAAAAGUAGGUUUCUAUGACGCCUCCUCACCUGGACGCAGCCUGCUCAUAAAUGAAUCAGUGAUUCAGUGGCCUGUUGGGAAGCAGGCUUCCCGGUCUGUAUGCAGCGACAGUUGUCCUCCAGGUUACCGCAUCGCCAGGAGAAAGGGGGAGCCUAUCUGCUGUUUUGACUGUGUCCCCUGUGCUGAGGGCGAAGUUAGUAAUGAGACUGAUUCUUUAGAGUGCUCACGCUGCUCAGAGGACACAUGGCCCAAUAAAGUCAGAGAUCACUGCAUCCCAAAGACUAUUGAGUUCCUGUCCUACUUUGAGUUGAUGGGUAUUGUGCUGUGUGUUGUAUCUGUUGUUGGAGCAUGUAUUUCUCUCUCUGUCCUUGCCAUAUUCUUCGCAUACAAAGACACUCCACUGGUUCGGGCCAACAACAUGGAAUUGAGCUUCCUACUCUUGGUGUUUCUUGCUGUCUGUUUCCUUGUUGGUCUGCUGUUCAUUGGAGAGCCUUCAGACUGGCUUUGCCGUAUCAGGUACCCUGCAUUUGGGAUCAGUUUUGCCCUCUGCAUUUCAUGCCUGCUGGCCAAGACAGCAGUGGUCCUUGUGGCUUUUAGGUCCACACUGCCAGGGAGUAAUGUCAUGAAGUGGUUUGGACCCAAACAGCAGAGAGCCAGUGUGCUUUUAGGAACAGCUGUUCAGGUAAUAAUCUGUCUGAUCUGGCUGCUCACCAGUCCACCUCAUGCCAACAACAACACAGAUUACAGUGCUUCCAUCAUCAUUGAGUGUGUUACUGGUUCAGAGGUUGGCUUCUGGUGUGUUCUUGGAUACAUUGGCAUUUUGGCCUGCAUGUGCUUCCUAAUGGCAUUUUUGGCGAGGAAGCUACCUGACAAUUUUAACGAGGCAAAGUUCAUUACCUUCAGCAUGCUGAUAUUCUUUGCAGUGUGGAUUACCUUUAUUCCAGUUUAUGUGAGCACAGCUGGGAAAUACACAGUGGCUGUUCAUAUUUUUGCUAUUUUAGCCUCAGCUUAUGGUCUCCUUUUUUGCAUUUUUGCUCCAAAGUGCUACAUCAUUAUUCUGAAACCAGAAAAAAACAACAAGAAAAACAUGAUGCAAAGAUGA
This is a messenger RNA of Epinephelus fuscoguttatus (brown-marbled grouper), 5025 nucleotides long. RefSeq names its product metabotropic glutamate receptor 1-like. Gene Ontology annotation, molecular function: G protein-coupled receptor activity. NCBI's taxonomy places the organism in Eukaryota, Metazoa, Chordata, Actinopteri, Perciformes, Serranidae. Gene Ontology annotation, biological process: G protein-coupled receptor signaling pathway. The record is from RefSeq and is a predicted model, not a curated record. Gene Ontology annotation, cellular component: membrane.